Molecule: messenger RNA, 3193 nt
Organism: Lemur catta (Ring-tailed lemur)
Lineage: Eukaryota; Metazoa; Chordata; Mammalia; Primates; Lemuridae
Gene: NUAK2
Product: NUAK family kinase 2
Exons: 7
Coding region: 156-2057 (633 amino acids)
Biological process (GO): intracellular signal transduction; microtubule cytoskeleton organization; protein phosphorylation
Cellular component (GO): cytoplasm
Molecular function (GO): ATP binding; protein serine/threonine kinase activity; tau-protein kinase activity
Source: RefSeq, a predicted model, not a curated record
CCCGGAGCGCUUAUAACAACUUGGAAUGCUGCGCUUUCCGAGUGCUGCGUGCGGCCGUGGGGUCCCGGGCCGACGGUGGACGAGCGCCGCCGGCUCUAACUCUCCCCGCGCGGCCGCUUGACCCCGCAGUCGCCUUCGUUCCCAUCCUGAUCGCCAUGGAGUCAUUGGCUUUUCCUCCGCGCCCCGGCCCCGCCGCCUCGGCCGCCGCCGCCCUGGCCGCUGAGCUCGCCCGGCCCCUGGCCGACGGGCUCAUCAAGUCCCCCAAGCCCGUGAUGAAGAAGCAGGCGGUGAAGCGGCACCACCACAAGCACAACCUGCGGCACCGCUACGAGUUCCUGGAGACCCUGGGCAAAGGCACCUACGGGAAGGUGAAGAAGGCACGGGAGGGCUCCGGGCGCCUGGUGGCCAUCAAGUCAAUCCGGAAAGACAAAAUCAAAGAUGAGCAAGAUCUGAUGCACAUACGACGGGAGAUCGAGAUCAUGUCGUCACUCAACCACCCUCACAUCAUCGCCAUCCACGAAGUGUUCGAGAACAGCAGCAAGAUCGUGAUCGUCAUGGAGUACGCCAGCCGGGGAGACCUGUACGACCACAUCAGCGAGCGGCAGCGGCUCAGUGAGCGUGAGGCCCGGCAUUUCUUCCGGCAGAUCGUCUCUGCUGUAUAUUACUGCCACCAGAAUGGAGUUGUCCACCGGGAUCUCAAGCUGGAGAACAUCCUCCUAGAUGCCAAUGGAAAUAUCAAGAUUGCUGACUUUGGCCUCUCCAACCUGUACCACCAAGGCAAAUUCCUGCAGACGUUCUGUGGGAGCCCCCUCUAUGCCUCGCCAGAGAUCGUCAACGGAAAGCCCUACACGGGCCCAGAGGUGGACAGCUGGUCCCUGGGUGUCCUCCUGUACAUCCUGGUGCAUGGCACCAUGCCCUUUGACGGGCAGGACCACAAGACUCUGGUGAAACAGAUCAGCCAUGGGGCCUACCGGGAGCCCCCCAAACCCUCUGACGCCUGUGGCCUGAUCCGGUGGCUGUUAAUGGUGAACCCCACCCGCCGGGCCACCCUGGAGGAUGUGGCCAGUCACUGGUGGGUCAACUGGGGCUAUGCCACCCGCGUGGGGGAGCAGGAGGCUCUGCGCGAGGGCGGGCACCCUGGCAGCGACUCUGCCCGGGGCUCCAUGGCAGACUGGCUCCGGCGCUCCUCCCGGCCCCUCCUGGAGAACGGGGCCAAGGUGUGCAGCUUCUUCAAGCAGCACGCUGCUGGCGGUGGGAGCGGCGGCCCCGGCCUGGAGCGCCAGCAUUCGCUCAAGAAGUCCCGCAAGGAGAAUGCCAUGGCCCAGUCUCUCCAGGGCAACCCAGCCGAAGACACUUCCCCUCGCCCUGGCAAGAGCAACCUCAAGCUGCCCAAGGGCAUUCUCAAGAAGGCAGCAUUGACCUCGUCAGAGGGGGCAAAGGAGGACCCCCUGGAGCCCAGCCCGGUCCCUACCAGCGCAGGGCAGGCUGCUCCCCUGUUCCCCAAGAAGGGCAUCCUCAAGAAGGCCCGGCAGCGCGAGUCUGGCUACUACUCCUCUCCUGAGCCCAGUGAGUCUGGGGAGCUCUUGGAUGCAGGUGACGUGUUUGUGAGUGGGGACCCCGUGGAGCAGAAGCCCCCCCAGGCCCCGGGGCUGCUCCUCCAUCGCAAGGGCAUUCUCAAACUCAAUGGCAAGUUCUCCCGCACAGCCUUGGAGCUCACGGCCCCCACCACCUUCGGCUCCUUGGAUGAACUGGCCUCGCCUCGCCCCCCGGCCCGGACCAGCCGUCCCUCGGGGGCUGUGAGUGAGGACAGCAUCCUGUCCUCUGAGUCCUUUGACCAGCUGGACUUGCCCGAACGGCUCCCCGAGCCCCCGCUGCGGGGCUGUGUGUCUGUGGACGACCUCAUGGGCCUCGAGGAGCCCCCCUCAGAGGGCCCUGGGAGUUGCCUGAGGCGCUGGCGGCAGGACCCCCUGGGGGACAGCUGCUUUUCCCUGACAGACUGCCAGGAGGUGACAGAGGCCUACCGGCAGGCACUGGGGGUCUGCUCAAAGCUCGGCUGAGUGGUGGGGGGGAUUGCCCGAGCCCGGGCCGGCCCUAAGACGCAGCUGGCUGCCCCCCGACGGGAGCUGCCUUCUCCCUGCCUCCCGGGCCCAGCAUCCCAGCGCGGAAGGCUGCGGUGGCUCGCGGGGAGCCCUGGCGGGGCUGGAUGUGGGAAGCAGGUACACAAAGUACCUCAUGGGUUCGGUGUCUUCAGCCCUGUUGAACCAAGAAGAUAAAGAGAGGGGAAAAGAGUAGAGAAGCAGAGCGGAAUGGGCAGGCCCGCGGGGGAGCCGGGGUUGCCUGUUUCUUGUACACAUGGCGGGGCUGCGGAGCCUGGGCAGGGUGCCCCAUCGGUGCCUACGCCCUUAUCACCGUGGAUAAGUUGCACACAGCGUGCCUUCCGGAGCAGCCCCUGCCCGACCCAGUCCCUGCCGGGGUGGGCUGGACUGUCUUCACACACACACUCCCACCCCCACCGCCGAUGCAACUGGACUGUGCCCCCCUAAUGUGUCUGGGGGGUCCUGGGAAUGGCCUGGAGUGACCCUCCCUUAUUUAUCCUAGGUGUAAGAGAACACAACUCCUGUUUCCUCAAAGGUUCUCUCCGCUUUCCCCUUUCCCGUCUCCCCUUUCCCUUCCUCCCAGCCUGGCCCAAGCCUCCUGGAGUCGCUGCUAUGAACCUAAAAGACUUGAAAAGGCUCAGGCUGCUGUGUGAACUGCAUCUCAAGGGGCCCAGACUCCUCUGGACCCCACUUUUGACCUCAAAGACUGGGAACUUCUGCCUCUAAGCUGCUCCUGAAGUCAGACUGGAUGUGUCUAUUUCUCUGGGCAUUUAGGACCCUGGAAUGUCCAUAUUUAUUUUUAAUGUUCUCAACACUGUUUCAUAAAAAGUGAAUCUUGCUGUUUUCAAUAAUGUGAAUGCCUUGUUCUGCAAAAAUCCACUAUGACAUCUAAGUUUUGUGGACGGAGAGGUAUCUUUGCAACGGUUCCCACUGGUCACGGAGAAGGGGCUCUUUUCCAAACCCACAUGUCCUACUGCACUGUCUGGAGAUGGGCCUCUGGCUCCCCUCGCCCCACCCCUGUCUACCCAGUGGUCCCUCUUCCCCUCCUUGGUGGCCAGGAGGAACCUUCCAUUAAAACCAGAAUGGUGACCGGAAAA